Lactuca saligna is the source of this 822-nucleotide messenger RNA. NCBI's taxonomy places the organism in Eukaryota, Viridiplantae, Streptophyta, Magnoliopsida, Asterales, Asteraceae. The record is from the annotation of a GenBank genome assembly.
AUGGCUAUAUUCCUCUCAAUCAAAGUUCAUUUCCAAGGUGUGUUCGUCAAUAAACCUUUUUGCUAUUCUGAUGGUGUUCAUCAUGUGUUCGAGAAUGUCGAUUUUGUUGGUAUGUCAUAUAAUGAGUUUGUGGAUUUUCUUACACGAUUCACACAAGAGAAGUGUGAAAAAGUUUAUUAUUGUCAACCUGAUUUACAAAUCCCAGAGGGUUUAAGCUUGAUUUCGAACGAAUGUCAAUAUCAAGAAUUUAUAGACAUUGCUUAUGAAUGUGGAGUACAAGUUCCUGUUUACAUGGACCAUUUUGGUACUACUGUGCAUGUAACGAAGGAAAAUGAAAAUGAAAAUGAGGAUAAUUGUUUUGUCAUGUCUAACAUGUCAAUAGAAGGGGAAGAAAGUAUUGACCUAAUUAAAAUUAAUAGUCCACAAGAAAUCAACAUGGAAGGAGUAACCUAUGAUGGAGUAAGUCAGGGUAAUGGAAAUGAGAAGGUCAUAGAAGGUGAUCCAAAAGAUGAUGAAGAUGAUAAUAUCCCAGAUGUUAAAGGAAAACUGAUGUUUAAUAAAGACAUACAUUGGAAGAAACAAUUGCCAAUUCUAGGUAUGAGGUUCACCAACCCUAAACAAAUAAAAUUUAUGAUUUGUAAUUAUGCUGUAGCAAAUGGGUAUCAAUUGUACUUUGAAAAAAAUGACAGUAAUAGGUUAUUGGUUAAGUGUAGUAAUGGUCAAUGCACAUUUAGGCUUUGGGCAUCAUGGAUGAGUGAGGAGCACCCUUUCCAAUCAAGUCCCUUAUCAUUGACCACAAUUGUGCAAAAAAUUUUAAAUUAG